Molecule: messenger RNA, 1023 nt
Organism: Nelumbo nucifera (sacred lotus)
Lineage: Eukaryota; Viridiplantae; Streptophyta; Magnoliopsida; Proteales; Nelumbonaceae
Source: RefSeq, a predicted model, not a curated record
UUUUGACACUAGAAAUAUUUUCAUUGCAGUUCCAAAGGGGGUUUGUGAAGUUUUCCAAUAACAUUGAUGUUUUGAAAUCUUUAGAUUUUGAUGGUUUGGACCCUGAUCUUGUUAAAAGUUCUUUCUAGAAAAAACUGUGAUUUGCUGAACAGCUGUGCAAGUGUUGGAAAUGCUAGUGCUCAGUACUUGCUUGCAAAGGUCCUUCUCUUGAGAUGGCAAGAGACGGGAGAGAAUAAUCCAGAGUGGCAGCUGGUGAGGCCAUUUUUGUCUCAGUGCAGUAUGUGUGAUUUCUAUAAAAUGGGUCCAGUUUUGUUCCUUUAUUUGGCAUGCAUUUAUGGCAAUAACUUUAUUGAAGAGAUCUUUCCUUAUUUGUAUAAGAUGAAAACUGGUUGUAGCAAACAUCUGGAAUUUGAGAAAUCCAUCCAAUCAGUUAAACAUCAGAUAUCAAGGUUUUGUGCUAGGAAUAUAAAGCAAUUGUAAGGGAAUUGGACGAGUAUGAGAAGAUCAAGGAAGCAUCUGCAAAUUUUGAAGAAAGUCGACCCAGCAUAUAUUCUUCCUUUCAAUUUAUUGCAGAAGGCUGUACCAACCAAGUCUUGCAUGAAAGCUUUUUACAAUUCUUGAGGUUGUUGGUCUCUCAAUGCAACAUUCAAGACUUCUUCAGAUUGUACCCAAGUAUGACUAAUUUCUUUGACUACGUCUAUGGUCCUGGAUUACCUGAGCAAGUUAAAGAUCUCUACUCUCAUCUGAGUGAUAUAUACAGAAAUUGUGGAGAAAUAUAUAAUGGGAUAUGGUAUGAUAUCUUCCAAUUUCAAAAACUGGUGCAUCAAAUGGAAAAUUUGUUUAGGAGGCAUGGCGAAUUGGUAAAGGAAUUGGAAGUAAACAAGAAGAAGAACAAGAGCAAUGAAGUAGCUGCAAGGUUUGAAGUAAAACCAUCCAAUAUAAUUUCAGCUUUUGACCAUAGGAAUUCUCAUUGUUAAUUUGAUGGAAUGUGCAGCAGUUGGUUUGGUGUUUGUUCGAGGUGAC